AAUGACCUGAUGUUUAAUUCACAUCCGGGGUCAGUUUUGUCAGUGCUCCUAGCACGCUAGUUACUAGGUAAUGUCGAAAGCGUGCGUUUACUAUUUACUUUCAAAGCUGUCUGUUUUUUAAUCCGUGCUGUACUUUCUUCAAGCGUGGAAACAUGGUUUUCUACUUCACCAGCGCCGUUGUCACACCACCCUAUACCAUCUACAUGGGGAAGGACAAAUAUGAAAAUGAAGAUCUCAUAAAAUACGGAUGGCCUGAGGACAUUUGGUUUCACGUGGAUAAACUAUCCUCUGCACACGUUUAUCUGAGAAUGCCUAAGGGGAAAACGAUAGAUGACAUACCCAAAGAGGUCCUGAUCGAUUGUGCCCAGCUCGUAAAGAACAACAGCAUUCAAGGCUGCAAAAUGAACAACAUCAACGUUGUUUACACAUCAUGGGGCAACCUGAAGAAAACCGGAGACAUGGACGUGGGUCAGAUUGGCUUUCAUCGCCAGAAAGAGGUGAAAACUGUGGCGGUAGAAAAGAAAAUCAACGAAAUCGUCAAUCGACUCGAGAAGACCAAAGAGGAGAAGUACCCCGAUCUCGCAGCAGAGAAAGAGUCCCGAGACAGAGAGGACCGGAACGAGAAAAAGGCUCAGAUUCAAGAUACGAAGAGACGAGAAAAGGAAGACAUGAAGAGGAAAAGGGAGCAGGAGGAGUUGAGGAAUUAUUCAGCACUAAUGAAGAGUGAAAACAUGACCACAAAUGAGGAUGGUAACGAUUCUGAUGAUUUUAUGUAACUGGAAAAAUAAAGAUCUGCAGAGCAGACAUGACAUCUCAAACCAUACGCAUGCUCCGAUGAAGGCCACAGGGUUCGCUGUUAUGGAGGAACUUGCUUUCUGUGCAUCUUAAACACUACCUGUGCCAAGAAAACAUUUUGCUUGGAACAAAUCGUCUUGGAGCAAAUUUACCUAUGGCUUCUUAUAAACACCAAACAAGAAAAAGCAACGUCUGGUGUUGCAGUGCUGUUCAUGAAUCAAGGAACUUUUUUUUUUCCUCAGUAUCUUUGCUGAUUUUUCUACAGUGCAAAUUGUCAUUUUCAUUUUGUGCUUCAGUGGAAUGGAAUUGCACGGUUUUAUUAUACCUUAACUGAUCCUGCAGCAGUGAUAAAUUUCUUAUCAGUUUUUUCCAUAACAGGGCUUGGAUGCUGGUCUGUCAUUGAUUGUAUAGAUUUAUGUGCUUUAACUUUUGACUCAAUUGUUUUCUUGAGACGUGAAGAGUGCCAGAUGCUAAUUCAAGCCUACUGACAGUGUUAUAUAUGUAUGCCAGCCCUGAUUCAUUUCUAGUUUUUUUUUAUUGCAAUAAAUCUUAAACCCCAUACCUUUCCUUCUUCAAUGGCUGAUUAGAAAGGUAACAGAUUAUAAAGGUUAUCUUAAAGCAGUUGGUUUUAUAGCUACUGCACUUGAGUAAAAAGCAUUCAGACACCAAAGUCUGUCCACUUUUGAGAAAGCUGUUGUCAGGGUUCACGUACCUGCAGUUUUGUUUGUAACAUCCUGUUGUUCCAUAGCUUUUUGUUCUUUGUUAAUAAUAUAUCUAUUACAUCAGUAACAUGUACAUGUUAUAUAGUUAGAUUAUAGAUAAUAUAUCCAAACCAGACAUGUACAAGGACUUUGUCUUUAGACUUUGUUUUUCCGUACUGAGACAGUAAAAAAUAAACACUUUCCUUUAAAGGUACACUUUCAGACAUAAAGCGACCACACUAUUUCCCUUUUUGCUGCAAGGAACAGUUCUGUACUUUAAAAUGUAUAUUGUGCAUGCAGCGUUAAAGUAAAUAAGUAAAGCUUUAGAGUGACGCGGUGGUGCAGUGCAGUGGGUACCAUUGUUGCUUUACAGCUACAGCGUCAUUGCUUUUAUCCUGGUAUCAUGUGUUUGUGUCCAUGUAGGAUUUCUUCAUGUUCUCCGGUUUCCUCAUACCACCCAAAAACAUACAAGGUGGAUUGGCUAAUAUAAAUACAUUCAUCUUUAUGACCAGUGUUCCUGGGAUAGACUCCAGAUCCACAGAAACACUGAUUAAGGUUUUCUAAGAGUGAAUGAGUGAGUGAGGAAAAUAAAUUAUAUAUUAAAGGUAAUUAUAACACAUAAGGUACAAAAUGUGCCUAAUCAAUUACACCAUACCAGAGACAAGCAAAAGUACAUUUUGAUACUGUUAUUUGUGAGGCUGUAAGAAUAGAAAAACAAUAAAUAAAAUAUGAAAAUACUUAUGUACCAGAUUUACAAUAGGUACGAAAGUCUUCUGCCAGCCAAUCAGAAACCAGUACUUUCCUGCUAUAGCUAUAACCAAUCAGAUUUUAAUUUUGCUUUGAAGAAACGAAAGUAAAAGUAACACGUGGAUAAGUUCUAAUAGCUGUAAGAAUCUUCUUUUACGGGUUAAUUAGGGUUUAUUUCCUGCAACGAUGGAGAAUAUUCUGCAGCCAAUUUUAUCAAACCCUUACUUCCAACGGUUGUUUUACGAUUUCUUGUUAACGAUCAAUUUUUGUUCUGAAAGUGAAGAACGUCCUAUUAUCAAAAACGUUUGUGCUAAAAUCAGUGGACGUCUGUCUGAGAUCCUGAAGGUUAACAAUAAGGAUAAAGAGGAGAAGAGUGAUGUUGACGUGUUCUUCUGUCCGAUCGUCUCUCGAGCAGGAACCGACAUUGAAGCGGCUCUCACUCGGGUCCGACGUGAUAAGCCCACUAUUGUGUUUGUACUUCACCACACCUUCAGCACUGAAUACAUUGCACCAAACAGCAGCAGGUAUGAAAGGGAAAAUUUGUUGAUGGUGGACGUCUUGUUCCAUGAGGAUUCAGGACUGCUGAAAUGUUCAAAGAAUAAUGAAGCAAUCACCAAAGCAGGAAAUUACUCAAGGAAAUACGCCAGACGUCAGUUGAAUGU
Molecule: messenger RNA, 2905 nt
Organism: Tachysurus fulvidraco (yellow catfish)
Lineage: Eukaryota; Metazoa; Chordata; Actinopteri; Siluriformes; Bagridae
Gene: ccdc25
Product: coiled-coil domain containing 25
Exons: 10
Coding region: 153-776 (207 amino acids)
Source: RefSeq, a predicted model, not a curated record